This is a messenger RNA of Pochonia chlamydosporia 170, 231 nucleotides long. Its product is annotated as heat shock factor binding protein 1 domain-containing protein. The record is from RefSeq and is a predicted model, not a curated record. Gene Ontology annotation, molecular function: transcription corepressor activity. Gene Ontology annotation, cellular component: nucleus; cytosol. The coding region runs from base 1 to 231 and encodes 76 amino acids. The transcript is spliced from 3 exons. Gene Ontology annotation, biological process: cellular heat acclimation. NCBI's taxonomy places the organism in Eukaryota, Fungi, Ascomycota, Sordariomycetes, Hypocreales, Clavicipitaceae.
AUGUCCUCAAACGACCCCAACACCAUCGACAAAGCAACGUCCCCCGAUAACUCCAACGCCGAUGUCUCAGCCGCCGUAGAAGACCUGCUAAACACCCUCUCCAACAAAUUUGCUAGCGUCUCAUCCGAGAUAUUCGCCAAGAUGGAUGAGAUGUCGCGUCGGUUAGAUAAUCUAGAGGCUGCGUUGCAAGAGAGUAAAGCGAGUGAGGGGUCCGGGUCAACCAAGUCUUGA